AUGCAUACACUAAGCUUCUCACUGACGCUUGAGGGUGUAGUCCGUAUCCACGACGGAGUCUUGUGUCUUGCAAAGUUCAGCGAAGUGGUGUCAUUGGAAGCUCGCAAGGAUAAACUCAUCCUUACUGCCUUGAAUUCCUCUAAGUCUGCUUACGCGUCUUUCUCCUUGGAUAAGACUGUCUUCUUCGAAAAGUACAAUUUCAAUGCCUCACAGGCCAAAAGUCAACAGUCUACCGAAGAUACCGGAGCACGCUUUACAUGUCAAUUGUAUAACAAAGCGCUUCUCUCUGUCUUCAAAGGCCGAUUAGGCGAUGUACGAGACAAAGACACGGCCGUUGAACGCUGCGAGUGUAAUAUUCAAGAUCAGCCUGAUAAGACUGAGUGCCGCCUUAUCGUGAAGAUGCUCUGCAGACAUGGUGUCACAAAGACCUACAAGCUUACCUACGAGUCAGUCGAGGUGAUGCACGCUUUGUUCAAUAAGAGCGCAGCAAAGAACACGUGGACCAUCGGAGCCAGCACUUUGAGGUCGUUCGCUGAGUAUUUUGGGACCAAAACCGAGCAAUUGGAUAUCUCUUCAGAAGGCGGACGGGCAACAUUCACCAGCUAUACAGAGAAAAUCAUGAAUGGGCGAGACGUACUGAAGCAGCCUCUGCAGACAUCGAUUACUGUAGACAGUUUGGACUUCGAAGACUUCAAGGUAGAGGACCAGCUGCAUAUCGGCAUAAGCGUCAAAGACUUCAAAGCCAUCGUCACGCACGCCGAAACACUCAAGGCCAGCAUCACGGCCUUGUACUCCUUCCCUACUCGACCGAUGCAACUAAGUUACCACGAGCAUGGCAUGCAAUGCGAAUUCACCCUCAUGACCAUUGGAGAUUAUCGAGGAAAUUCCGUCACGCCAGCACCUGCUGCGGUACGGCAAGGGUCAGCUGCGCCAGCUGAGAGAGCUACAUCACGCCAAUCUACUGUCCAGACUGCCGUGCAGCCGAAGACAACGACCAUGCCGCCACCGAGCCAAUCACUAUCACGCAGCUUUACCAGAGAGCCGCAAAGUCAAAGAACGCAGAGACCUUCACCUCCACCUCCAAAGGCCAGCUUAGACCCCCAGAGCUUGUUCCUACCAGCUGAUGAAGACGAUGAUCGCAUAUGGGGAGAGAGGAUCUACGAUAACGAACAGGACACGCUUGGCUGGGACGCGAGCGCCAACAAUGAUCCAAUUUUGGGCGGUCGAAGAAGUGACCAGGAAAGCUCUUCGAGAUUGCCACCAUAUCCGGCCUGGCAGGAAGACCCAAAUAGCCGCAUAGCGCCCACGCAAAAGAUAGCCGAGAUCCGAGGCUUGUUUGGCGACUGA
Molecule: messenger RNA, 1347 nt
Organism: Letharia lupina
Lineage: Eukaryota; Fungi; Ascomycota; Lecanoromycetes; Lecanorales; Parmeliaceae
Exons: 7
Coding region: 1-1347 (448 amino acids)
Biological process (GO): cellular response to ionizing radiation; DNA replication checkpoint signaling; DNA repair
Cellular component (GO): checkpoint clamp complex
Source: RefSeq, a predicted model, not a curated record